GGGAGUUUCCGGUCCCGUCCCGAAGGGGGUUGGGUGUUGUCCCCUUCUUCUACCUCCUCGGAGGGCUCCGACUCGCUGUCUGAUAUGGUGAAGUUUGCAGCCAUUGUGACAUCUGGGGAAAUGGCGGUACUGCAUCAAAAACCGACAUCAGUGUGUAAAGGAUAUCACCACAUGGGCUCAGGAACACUUCAGAAAACCACAGUUCGUCGCUACGUCUGAGGAGGAGAGGAGGCGCAGCGCAUUGAGCCGCUCAAUGGGCCGCGGAAGGGAGGGAUGAGCACAUGCGGGGAGGAUGAUCCACUGACUGAAUGAACCAACCGAGCUGGGCUAGCUUUGCAAAUACGGUUUGACCCCGCCCUGAGUGGACCUAAGGCGUCUUCCUGCAGAGUCCAGUUGUCAGGCAGGCUGCACCACCUGAACUGGAUCCAGCAGCCAUGUCGAAGCCUCCUUCCUAUCGCAUCCCUUCUUUCCCCUUCCUUUUCUUUGCCUCUUUAGUUUUCCUCCUAACCUGCUCUGGAUCCGUCCAAGCACACUCACCUCAGAACUGCUCAGCCAAGGGCGACCCGUGUCAAGAUGGUGUGCUGCUGCCUGUGUGGAAUCCCCAGAACCCUUCGGUGGGCGACAAAGUGGCACGGGCCAUUGUUUACUUUGUUGCGCUCGUCUAUAUGUUCCUAGGCAUGAGCAUAAUAGCAGACAGAUUCAUGUCCUCCAUAGAGGUCAUAACAUCCCAGGAGAAAGAGAUAACAAUAAAGAGGCCCAACGGCGAGACUACCACCACCACUGUAAGGAUCUGGAAUGAGACAGUCUCCAAUCUGACCCUCAUGGCGCUGGGCUCGAGUGCACCUGAGAUUCUGCUGUCUGUCAUCGAGGUGUGCGGUCACGGCUUCACAGCGGGAGCUCUGGGCCCGAGCACAAUCGUGGGCAGCGCCGCCUUCAACAUGUUUGUCAUUAUCGCGCUGUGCGUCUAUGUGGUGCCCGAUGGCGAGACGCGCAAGAUUAAACACCUGCGGGUUUUUUUCGUCACGGCCGCCUGGAGCAUCUUUGCGUAUAUUUGGUUGUACCUCAUUCUCAGCGUCUUCUCUCCUGGCCGGGUGGAGCUGUGGGAGGCGGUGCUGACCUUCCUAUUCUUCCCCCUGUGCGUGGUCCAAGCCUGGGUGGCCGACCGCCGCCUCCUCUUCUACAAGUAUGCCCGCAAGCGUUACCGCGCCGACAAGCACCGAGGUGUCAUCAUUGAGACGGAAGGGGGACCGGAUGGAGGCGGGAGCGGGGUGCUGGGCCCGGGCGGCUUCACCAAGAUGGACAUGCUGGAACUGGAUGGCCAGAUGGUGCUCAACUGCAGUGGGAUGGACGGCGGAAUGAUGGAAGAGGGAGGGGCUAAGGAUGAGGAGGAUGAGGCUCGGCGGGACAUGGCGAGGACUCUAAAGGACCUCAAACAGCGGCACCCAGAUAAAGACAUGGAACAGCUAAUUGAAAUGGCCAACUAUCAGGUUCUGAUGCAGCAACAGAAGAGCCGAGCGUUCUAUCGUAUCCAAGCAACCAGGAUGAUGAUCGGAGCCGGCAACAUCCUCAAGAAGCAUGCUGCAGACCAGGCUCGCAAGGUGGUGAGCAGCCACGAGAUUCAAACCCAAGAGGAUGACCCGCACACGGUCAGGCUGGAGUUCGAGCCCCCUUUGUACCAGUGCUUCGAGAACUGCGGCUCUCUCAAGCUGACCGUCUCCAGACACGGAGGAGAUGCUGGAGUCACCGUCAAGGUGGAUUAUCGCACUGAGGAUGGCACGGCCAACGCCGGCUCAGAUUACGAGUUUGCAGAGGGAACACUUUUGUUCAAGCCUGGCGAGACUCUCAAAGAGAUCACUGUGGGGGUGAUUGAUGACGACAUCUUUGAGGAAGAUGAGUACUUCUACGUGCAUCUGAGCAAUCCCCGACUGGUGGGCUACCCGGAGAUCAACACCUCCCCUCAGGACGCGAGCUCCACCCCCAAGGCGGUGCUGGGUGACAACCACACUGCCACCGUGACCAUUUAUGACGACGACCAUGCUGGUAUUUUCACCUUUGAGAUGGCCAGUCAGCGAGUGAGCGAGAGCAUUGGUGUGAUGGAGGUGAAGGUGCUGAGGACAUCUGGCGCCCGGGGCCUGGUGGCUGUCCCUUACCGAACGUUGGACGGCACUGCCAGAGGGGGCGAGGACUACGAGAUGGCGGCUGGCAAGCUGGAGUUCCAAAACGACGAGACCAUGAAAAUCAUCGAGGUGAAGAUUAUCGACGACGAGGAGUACGAGAAGAACAAGGCCUUCACCAUCGAGCUGGGCGAGCCUUUGCUCUUGGAGAUCGGACAGAAGCAUGGAGACUCUAACGAGAACAAACCUGUAGUUGGAGCGGAGGAGGAGGAAGUGGCCAAGAUGGGCUGUCCCAGUCUUGGCGAGAACACACACCUGGAAGUCAUCAUCGAGGAGUCUUACGAGUUUAAGAGAGCUGUGGAUGUGCUUAUGGAGCGUAAAAGAAAGAGUACAGUGGACAAGAUGAUCAAGAAGACAAAUCUGGCAUUGGUGGUGGGCAGCAGCAGCUGGAGGGAGCAGUUUGUCAGUGCAGUGACUGUCAGUGCAGGAGACGACGACGACGAGGAGAGCGGUGAGGAGCGCCUCCCGUCGUGCUUCGACUACAUCAUGCACUUCCUCACAGUCUUCUGGAAGGUUCUGUUCGCCUUUGUGCCGCCCACCGAGUACUGGAACGGCUGGGCCUGCUUCUUUGUCUCCAUCUCGCUCAUCGGCGUCCUGACGGCGGUCACCGGGGACUUGGCGUCGCACUUCGGCUGCACGGUGGGACUGAAGGACUCUGUGACGGCUGUGGUGUUUGUGGCGCUGGGCACGUCAGUGCCAGAUACAUUCGCCAGCAAGGUGGCAGCCAUCCAGGACCAGUACGCCGACGCAUCCAUCGGCAACGUGACGGGUUCCAACGCCGUCAACGUCUUCCUGGGCAUCGGCGUGGCCUGGACCAUCGCCGCCGUGGCCUGCCGUGCCCGCGGAAAGCCCUUCCUGGUAGACCCGGGCAACCUGGCCUUCUCUGUCACCCUCUUCACCAUCCUGGCGUCAGUGUGCGUGGUGGCGUUGCUGUACCGGCGGCGGCCGGCAGUGGCCGGCGGCGAGCUGGGCGGCCCGCGGACUUGCAAGCUGUUGACGUCGCUGUUCUUUGUGUCGCUGUGGCUCGUCUACAUCGUACUGGCCUCGCUGGAGGCCUACUGCGGUCUUCCCAGCUUCUAGAGAAACACGGGAAGACUGAAGGGGCUGAUGGAACUGACUGUGCCAAGGUAGUAGUAGAAGAAGAAGAAGAAGAAGUUGCACCCGUGACGUGCGGUGAGGUUCAUGUCUGGUGAGGCACUCAGAUUUACACAUACGCCCCUCAAGUAUGGCUGAAAACUGACAACUUCCCCUCAUGACCUUUAUUGUCCGUUCAGCAAGUAUAUCGACGUCACACAUGUAGACAGAACGUAAACAUCACAUUGUUUUUAACUGAUUUUGAUCAGGAAAUGCGCAAAUUUCACUAUUUUUACUUCGGAAAAUGUUAAAUUAUUGGGGAUGUGCAUAAAAUCGAUUUAUAACACAUGUCAGUGGACGAAUAUUGUAAUAAUAUAUUAAGAUGUAUAUAUAAAUAUAUACAAAUAUAUAUGGUAUUUAUUUAUGUUAUCAGUUAGUUUUGGGUUUUCCCCAAUGAGGCCUCCCCCGACCGCACGUCACUGACUUGCAUGCACCAGCAAGCAACCAAACUUUGAAGUGAAGGUAGAAAAAUGAUAUUAUGAUCCAUCAUUGACAUUUUAACUCCAAACACAAUUAUGAUUUUCAUCAUUAUUUAUUUUUAAAAGUGAUCCUGCUGAAGGAGCCUUGGAAGGACAUAUGUAACCCCACCCAUCCUAACAUCUGACUCCACCCACAUUUAAUUGCUGUUUAAUCGGUGUUGUUGGUGUGCAACUGUCAAGAAAAACACUAUGCUGAGACGGCAGCUUUAAGCGGAUGAACAUGAAGACGGUGAAGAAGUGAUGUAUGUGGGAACAAGACACUACUUCCCUGUGUGCCCUCAGACUUAAAGAGGAGUUGCGGAAAAAUAUAGAAGUACAAUCGCAACCAAUAUUCCACUUUUUUUUUCCAAUGUGUGUUUAAUUUUCACCUCUUUGCUGCGUGGGAUCACCUCGGACCACGAGGCACCGUGGAAAAUAUCCAGGGCGUACUCACACCAGGCCAAUCUUACCGGAUUGCCCACGAACGCGGCACGAAUAAUCAGUAUGAUAAAAAGGGGAUUUAUGGCUCUUUGAAACGAGCCAGACCUUCAGAAACCAUUCUUUUAAAAGAGCUGUUCAAAAAACUGGCUCAUUUCGUGUUUCUUUUUUUUUCCGUCCCUCUUCACAUUGCGCUUCAAAUCGCACAUUUCUUGUGUAUUUUUUAUGUUUUAUUUUAAAGCAUAUUCUAAAAAAAUAUUGGUUCAAACUUAAAGAUUUACAAGCAUACAUACGACUAAAAAUAUCAAUACUUCAGUAGUAUUGGCUACUAGAGGACACCAAACCACUGAUUGGCUAAGCCUCAGGCAGCGGGACUAUAUUGGAUUUAGAGUGUAAAGAUGAAAAUCCAUCCAUCCAUUUUCUUCCGCUUAUCCGAGGUCGGGUCGCGGGGGCAGCUGUAAGCAGGAAAGCCCCGACUUCCCUCUCCCCAGCCACUUCGUCCAGCUCUUCCUGGGGGAUCCUGAGGCGUUCCCAGGCCAGCCGGGAGACAUAGUCUUCCCAACGUGUCCUGGGUCUUCCCCGUGGCCUCCUACCGGUUGGACGUGCCCUAAAAACCUCCCUAGGGAGGCAUUCGGGUGGCAUCCUGACCAGAUGCCCGAACCACCUCAUCUGGCUCCUCUCGAUGUGGAGGAGGGCGGCUUUACUUUGAGUUCCUCCCGGAUGGCAGAGCUUCUCACUCUAUCUCUAAGGGAGAGCCCCGCCACACGGCAGAGGAAACUCAUUUCGGCCGCUUGUACCCUUGAUCUUAUCCUUUCGGUCAUGACCCACAGCUCAUGACCAUAGGUGAGGAUGGGAAUGUAGAUCAACUGGUAAAUUGAGAGCUUUGCCUUCCGGCUCAUCUCUUUCUUCACCACAACGGAUCGAUACAACGUCCGCAUUACUGAAGAAAUGAUGAAUAAAGGGUGUUAUUUCACAUCUCAAGGGCUCUCAUCAUGUUGCAAAACAUAUUUACAGUAAAAGGUCGUAAACAGUUAUUUUAUGCUCUGGUUAUGAAACUAUUUGAUUUAUGAUUGCUGAUUCUUACUUCACCCAAAUUCAUUUAUCCCAGCCAUGUCCAGAACCAAUUAACAGUAAUAAACGAGGGAUGGCUGUAAUUUGUUUAUAUCAAAGAAACAAUCACUGGUAGAAGUUAUAGAUGUGAUCUCCAUCACAAUUGUACAAACUCAAACAAUAUAUACUCGGUUGGUGGAAGUUAUUAUGAAAAAUCUAAGAUUUAAUUUGGGAUUGGUUGAUUGUGUGAAUGUGAGUGUGAAUGCUGUCUGUCUAUGUGUGUUGGCCCUGUGAUGAGUUGGGGACUUGUCCAGGGUGUACUCCACCUACUGCCUGAAUACAGCUGGGAUAGGCUCCAGCACCCCUGUGACACCGAGAGGGACAAGCGGUAAAAAAAUUAAUGGAUGGAUGAGGUUUAUAUGUUCAUUUUAAACACUCCACAAGGUGGUGCCAUAGCUUAUAUCUCAUUUGCAUUGAGAAUGAAAUCACUAUUUUGAAUUUUCAUCAAAAUACUAUUUGGAUCAUAUUUACAGAGAUAAAAAAACAAAACAUACAAACACUUGAUUAUAAGAAUAUAAUGUAUAUAAAACUAGAAUGAAAAUGAGGGGAAGAUAAAAAUGUAAAUGCAAAAAUGUCAUGGCUGACGUGGUGUUUACACCUUAACUACGUAACAAUCAGCAGAAUUCUUCUACGUUUCCUUUGACUAUGACUGAUUUUUGGGUGAUACACGCAUGCUUGGGCAAUUUGUUUAUACAAUGGCUCCAACACCAAAUGGUUCGCAAACGUGAAUCUGUUCUCAUCGCUCACUUCAAAGAGCCAUUGAAAAUAUUUGACUCGUUUGCAAAAGCCGCAUCUCUACAGGUGUGAGCGGGCCCAGGAGAGGGAAGGGCAGUCACAGUACGAGUGGUUUGGCGUGAGUACGCUCUUGGUCACAUGACUGUUGCCUAACUUUUUUUUGUACUCCAGGACAACAACAACAAAACCCACAAGUGUCUGUUUGUACUGUGGGUCUGCUCUCUUUUUGUCAGUGCUCUCACAAUGCCCUGUUUCUACUUCCUGCUAGCUAACACAAUACGCGCGCAAUCACCAUAUUGACCCUAAUGCAAGGCAAGGUGUUUUGCUCCUAGAAAACAGACGGGUUGUCUUAUAUUCAGGAUCAAAUGGUUUGUACGUGCAUCUUCCAACACUUUUUCCUUGUACAUUUUUGUCAUUUCCGCGUGCUUUUUGCUGUCGUUUUAACACCAGUCUGUAUGGCGUUCACGUUUGAGCUCUAGUGAAUUGAACCGUACCAGAAUUCUCUUGCGAGCAAAACCGAGCAAACGCACCGGAGUUCGCUUUUAAAAAGAUGAAGGUGUCGCGGCAUUGUUGAUAAAGACGGAUGCAGAUUUAUGGUCAACAAAACACCAAAGAACAACUGAGAAAUAUGAUGAACAAAUUAAAAUGAAUUCAAUCUGACAUUGAAAACAUUACUUGGGGGGGCGGGGGGCGGAAGUGGGUUUAUGUAACUCACCCACGUAACUUAGGUCAUGGUUCGAGAGUUCCAGUAGGACGGGCUUGAAGGGAACACAUUACCGUUGUUGUGCACAGACUAGAGAAAGGCACGGUUGUAGAGUACUCCUCCAUCGUUAUUGUAAGUGGCUAAAUGUCAUUAAAACAGUUAGUUCCCUCUUUUGACACUCCGCCUUACUCGCUACAAAAUGAUUAAUUAAACCUGUCCGACCGGAACUCUGUAACUAUAACUCAAGUUCCGUGGGUGAAUUAUGUAAACCAGUGGUUCUUAACCUGGUUUCGAUCGAAACUUAGGGAUUCGGUGAGUCGGCAUCAGGGGUUCGACGGACCCUCUGCCGCAGAGGUCGAGACACACCCGACUCAUCGUGCAAAUAAAGACUUCUCCAUAUCGGCGUAUUAUGGAUACGGCCACAGCAGAAGUCACACUGAUUUGCAGGUGUGUAAUUUGUUGUGAGUUCAUGCAUUCUGUUGGUUUUGUUCUUUAAACAUGUUUGCGCAUGGCUCAUUUUGUGCACCGGUUUAAAAAAAAAAAAAACUUUGACUUGAAUUUGAAAAAAAUAUAAAAAUACAUAUAUAUUUUUUUCACUAAAGAAGGAUUCGGUGAAUGCACAUAUACAACUGGUGGGGUUCGGUAUCUCCAACAAGGUUAAGAGCCACUGAUGUAAACCCACUACAGGGCGGUCUUAUAUUGAGUGUUGUCUUAUAUUGUGGUCAAUACGGUAUACGCAUGAUUGUGUUGAUGAUCAUAAGUGUGUGUACAUAUGUAUGUGUGUGUGUUGUUGAAUUAGACUCCAGUGAAAGCCAAAGUCCGUCACACAUGGCAUGAAGUGGACCAGAAAGGACCAGUUAUUUGCAAACACAUUAAGGUUUUUUGUUUUUCUUUUGCAACGUGAUUGUUUUCAAUGACGUACCAACAAUGUGUGUACUUGAACUACACGAUGUACUGUUUUGUUUUUGUUGAUUCAUGAUACUGCCUGCUUGGGCAAAAUAUGUGGCACCCUUUGGCACUGUACGACAUGCUAGCAUACAUGUAAUACAGAUGUCAUCAAAGUUGUAUCAUUAUUUGACAAAUACACAACGACUUACAGCCAACUAGUUGCUAUGUAAGCAUUGAUGCAGCCAUGUAUUUCAACUAUUUGUAUUCUAAUUUUACUCACAUGUGCCUGUCAGUUCCCAAAUGUUGUGGUGAUUCGACUCUAUACCCUUAAGUCACAGUUUGUAAUUUGUUGAGCUGUGUGAGAAAUGUCAAGUCUAUCCAACUUACGGGGGUUUAAUAAUUGCCGUAUGGUGUAUCUGUCAGAAAAAUGUUAGUACAAAUAACACAAUAUUUUGACUCAUUUUCAAUCGUUUAUGCACAGAGGUUCGGAAGUGGAAGAGUUACAUUAUGGUGUGGUAUGACUACAUGCUCAAAUUGUGAACAGAAGUAGGUGUUAUUUUUGGCAAACUAAAGGGUAUAUUACGUUCCUGUUGAUGUCCAUCAAUGAAACAAUCGUGAUACACACAUAAUGUUGAGUUCGCUUCAUGUUUAUCCAUCAGUGAAUUCAUGCUUAUCAAAAUGUGACUAGAAAUAAGAGUGGUGCUGAUGUGACAGAAAAAACACAAUGGAGGCACUGAAUUACAGCUGGUGGCUUUGUGCAGCCUGAUAA
Molecule: messenger RNA, 8409 nt
Organism: Nerophis ophidion (straightnose pipefish)
Lineage: Eukaryota; Metazoa; Chordata; Actinopteri; Syngnathiformes; Syngnathidae
Product: sodium/calcium exchanger 1-like
Exons: 19
Coding region: 435-3254 (939 amino acids)
Biological process (GO): sodium ion transmembrane transport; cell communication; calcium ion import across plasma membrane
Cellular component (GO): axon; postsynapse; sarcolemma
Molecular function (GO): calcium:sodium antiporter activity
Source: RefSeq, a predicted model, not a curated record